AUGAACCAGGAUAAUAACGGCAGCAUUGGAGCCCAGAACGAUGACAGUGGGAAUGCUCGCAACGAGCGUGCCGUUGACCCUAAUUCUAUCACUGACGAAGCUGCGGUAGAUGCUGCAAACACUAACACGAGUCGAAAAAGGUCCGCGUCCGACGCUCCAUUGGCUGGGCAACCACCAUUGAAAACAAAGAGGCGCGACAUGGUAGAUGCCGGCACCUCGAUGGCUGGAAGUCGAGGGCCUGGCAAUCACGACGAAGCUGUUGAAGACAGCAUUGGAGACACGCAGGCUGCGGAACAGCCGCCACCUGUAGCACACGCUCGCCUUGCAGCCCUUAGGCUUGUUGACAACCAGCAGAACUACCUGACGUCGGAAGGACCUGACGACACGAGGUUGGGACAACUGAACACCACUACCAUUGGAAUCCCUGUUCUGGGCCCCGAUCAGACCAAUGUGGGAGACCUUGUCAUGGUACACUGCUACGAGCGAUGUCUAGGACCUGAUGACCUCAGACAAGCCAGGGAGAGGCUCGUCGAUGGCCGUUGCCAACGCAACCAUGGGAUCGUCAUGUACUUCGGCGACCUCUCAGGACCUGCUGACGAUCAUCGCCCUGUCAUCGAGAAGAAGAGAUAUUUCGUGGUGAUUUAG
Molecule: messenger RNA, 645 nt
Organism: Cyphellophora attinorum
Lineage: Eukaryota; Fungi; Ascomycota; Eurotiomycetes; Chaetothyriales; Cyphellophoraceae
Exons: 1
Coding region: 1-645 (214 amino acids)
Source: RefSeq, a predicted model, not a curated record